AUGGCGCGCCGAGAGGCCCUUGACGGAGUCGUCAUCGCCGCGCCCACUCACCUCCACUUGGCGCUCACGCAGGCCUGCAUCGAAGGCACAAAGCUUCGCAAGGAAGAAGGCCGAGGUGGCAUCUUGAAAGCGCUACUGAUCGAGAAGCCUAUUUGCCACGACCUUCAGAGCGCAGCAGAGCUUCUCAGUAUCACAGACUCAGCGGGCGUGGUGGUUCUUGUUGGCCACCAGCGCCGCCACUCACGGCUUGUGAAGCAAGCGCGUCAGGUGGUUACGGAUCAGGACUUCGGGCCUCUUCGUGGUGUGAACAUGGAGUUCUCAUUGCUGAAACCCGAUUCCUACUUCUGCAAAGACGACCCGUCGCUGGAGUGGCGAAGACGGAAGGGUGUUGGCGGCCCGAUCCUGAUCAACACGAUCCACGACCUGGACCUGAUGCGCUUCAUCACUGGUCAUGAAAUCACCAAAGUCUUUGCCAUGACCAGCAGUGCAGCACGUGGUGAAGAGGUCGAAGACUCCGGCGGCAUCACCGUGACCUUCGACCAUGGCGCUGUAGGCACCCUCUUCUUUACGGAUGCUGCCCCGGCUCCCUGGAGCUAUGAGUUUACCACGGGGGAGAACAAGAAAUACCCACCGGUGGCGGGCAAUGAUAUGCGGGACUGCUAUCACUUCAUGGGAGCACAGCGUUCUCUGGGCUUUCCGAGCCUUUGCAACUUCAGCUAUCGUGGCGCAGCCGAGCGUGGCUGGGAUGCCCCGCUGACGGUGGAGCAGCCCAUGGUCGAAGUGGAGGAUCCGCUCCUUCUGCAGAUGAACCAUUUCGUCCGAGUUUGUCGAGGAGAAGAGAUUCCCGUGUGCAGUGGUCGUGAUGCCGUGGAGAGCUUAGCCGUGGUACUCGCGGUGCUGCGGUCGACAGAAUGCGGACGUGCUGUGGCUCCCAGUGAGUUGCUUGCGGAGGUGAACAAGGAUGUCGUCAGCGCCUGUCGCUUGGACAGCUCGCUGUUGCCCAUCUCCAAGGAGCCAGCAGCAUGCUCUGCAGAGACUACGACGGCCAGGGCUGGCCGAAAGCAGCUGGCAACGGUGACAGAGUCCGACUUUGCUUCGCCACAGUCUGCCUGA
Messenger RNA from Symbiodinium necroappetens, 1113 nucleotides. The record is from the annotation of a GenBank genome assembly. Lineage: Eukaryota; Dinophyceae; Suessiales; Symbiodiniaceae.